CAGUUUUAUAUUUGUGUCAGGCAAUCAAAAUUAGUUCAAAUAAAUAGUAAUAUUUAUUCUAAUCAGUCUAAUCAAUAUAAAAAUACCAAUAAUUAUGACGGAAAAUGUAAAUGAAUCAACUUCUCCACCUCUUAGAAGAUACAGGCCCAAUUCCAUGAGUAAUUCAAUUGCUUAUUUUGGUUUAUUACUCCUGGAAUUAAUUUUGUUGGCUAUUAAAUUCGUUUAUACUACUAUUGAAUCCACUGUACGUAUAUUUUUACCGCCGUUGGAAAAAUCACUAGUAGAUGAGAUUGUUUUAAUAACCGGCGCAGGCCAUGGCAUUGGUCGAGAACUAGCUAUAACAUUUGCCAAACAAAAUUCAAUAAUAAUAUGUUGGGAUCUAGAUGAAAAGGGCAAUGAAGAAACUAAACAAAUUCUUAAACUUCAAGGACACAAACGCGUUUACACAUAUAAAGUGGAUGUAUCAAAGAGACAGGAAGUGUUGGAUGCUGCAGCUUUAGUUAAACAGCAAGUUGGUAAUGUCACAGUAUUGGUUAAUAAUGCUGGCAUCAUGCCAUGUAGGCCGUUGUUUUUCCAAAGUCAUGAAAUAAUUAAGAAAAUAUUUGAUGUUAACGUUUUAGCUCAUUUUUGGUCUUUAGAAGCUUUUUUGCCGAGUAUGAUUGAAAAUAAUCAUGGUCACAUCAUUGCUUUGUCUUCAAUGUGUGGUGUUAUUGGAUUACCAAAUGUCGUACCUUAUUGUGCAUCAAAAUUCGCUGUAAGAGGACUCAUGGAAGCUAUGUAUGAAGAGUUGAGAGUUGGUGAUACGAAAAACUUAAAAUCCGAGAUCAAAUUCACAACGGUUUAUCCGAUUAUGGUAAACACAGGGCUCGUAAAAAAACCUAGAAAUCGAUUCCCGUUCUUGUUGGAUGUGCAAGAGCCUGAAAAAGUAGCCAAUAUCAUAGUAAAAUCGAUGAGACGCAACUACAAAGAAGUCAGUAUACCGUGGAUGUUGUUGCCUCUUGACAGGAUAUCCAGGCUGUUGCCCGGAAAAUUUAUUCAGAAUGUCAAAGAUUUCAUCGACACCGGUUUGGAUCCGCACACUGAUGAUUAAAUUACCCGUGUCCGAAUGUUCGAACUGACCUGUAUCUACGCAGACGGUACUAAAUUUUCAAAAGAUUUUGUUGUUAUUUUAGUAUACAUUUUUUAAAUGCAUGUUUUCUCUAUAGCUUUACACAGUUGCGUAGUUACGGGGAGGGUGUAAGGGGUUUCCACCCCCCCACAGAUUUUUUUUUAAUGAUAUUUGAUUAUUAUUUAUU
Sipha flava (yellow sugarcane aphid) is the source of this 1295-nucleotide messenger RNA. RefSeq names its product estradiol 17-beta-dehydrogenase 11-like. Gene Ontology annotation, cellular component: lipid droplet. NCBI's taxonomy places the organism in Eukaryota, Metazoa, Arthropoda, Insecta, Hemiptera, Aphididae. The transcript is spliced from 7 exons. Bases 95 to 1090 code for a protein of 331 amino acids. Gene Ontology annotation, molecular function: oxidoreductase activity, acting on the CH-OH group of donors, NAD or NADP as acceptor. The record is from RefSeq and is a predicted model, not a curated record.